This is a messenger RNA of Mesocestoides corti, 3474 nucleotides long. The record is from the annotation of a GenBank genome assembly. NCBI's taxonomy places the organism in Eukaryota, Metazoa, Platyhelminthes, Cestoda, Cyclophyllidea, Mesocestoididae.
AUGCUGUUCUAUUGCCAAGGAAACAAACCAACAGGCGAAUUUGGAUUGGUUGGCACCAACGCGGAUUCGAGUCCCGCGUACGAAAAUAAGGUGCCAACAUACUGUAAUUUAUACCCCCGUAUCUGUCGGUGUGAGGACCCCUGGCGUGUGUGUAAAGAGUCUCAAAUACUUGCAUCGACCACAACCACCGCGGCACCACCUUCGAGGUCACUUCAGGUGACAGUGAGUUCGCCACCGCCACCGUUAACGACGGCGGCAACGACUCGACCUUCGAUAAAACCACCGGUUAGAGUGGAAGAACAGCCCCGCGUGAUGGAUGCGGGUCCAGGAGAACCCGUCGAGAUCAGUCCGUCUUCUGGUCUGGCGCCUCUUUCACCACGGCAAAGAAUUCGGACGUUUGCCUCGCCUGCCUGCGACCCUCCGUGCGAAAAUGGUGGAGGGUGUGUGCAGGCAUCAAGCGGCGACUUUGUCUGUGACUGCUCUGAAACGCUCUACUGGGGCUUGACAUGCACUCGAGAACAUGUCGGGUGGAUGUCACAAAACGAAGACAAAUCCUCCACAAGACCGGCACAGGAAGCGUUUGCUAGCUUCAGCCAACUGGUAAAUGGACGCGUUCGGCUUCGCUUCAUCUUCCGACACCCGGUGAUCGGUCGGAAGGUUGCUUCUCAAGGACGAAUUCAAAGAUCCGUGCCUGAAGAACCACCAGGCCGCGAUAUGGCGCUCGUCACUUUUGUAGGUAGCUCAGGAACACCCGUCUUUGGCCUCGUCCUGACUGGCGGUGAAUUGUUCUAUGUCUGGAAGAACGAUUCCACGUUUCGAACUCGCCUCGAUCCAUGUAAUCGGCAGACGACCCAGCUUGCACCGAACGACGGUGCACCACACCUUGUCCACCUGGAGCUCCUUGGAGCGUUCCUCCGCGUAAAAGUCGAUGGAAUUGCCUUCUAUCCUCGCGCGUCAACACCGCCGACGUGCGAUGCUUGGCGUUACUUUGCCGGUGGCUUGGAUGGCAACGGUAGCACAGCGGUAGAACCGGAUGCUGCAGAUGAAAAAGAGGCCACUGCAGCCUUCCAAGUAAUCACCCUCGGAGCUUGGUCCAACGGUGACGACGCAUUCGACGGAGCUAUCGGAGGUUGGUUGGUAACGGACGCCGAAAUGAUCAGACCGAAGUUUGUGGAAGCCUACGACACCCCGAAUACCAUUUAUCGACUGAACAACAGGUUUGAUCUCUCCGGAGGUAGAUUCUACUGGGUCCGCCUGAACUCCCUCACACCGGUCAUCGUUCUCCACGAUUCGGGUGAGUUGAAAAACACGCUGUCUAGCAACCCAAGAAGUUGGUUUGGGAAGAAAUCUCGAGGUGUGUGGAGUGGACUUGGUGCCAGAGUGAGGGCUCUACUUACGUCGUUUCGGUGGAGCCCAGACUACCAACUGGUAGGGGGUAGAAUCUGUUCGGUGUCACGGUCACCAGUUGAUAAGGCUCCGAUCUGCGACCCGAACCCGCGUAGCGUAACUCUCUGUAACGAUCAACACGCCCCUCCAAAACCCACUGGAGAUUACACACUGAUUGGUCCGAAAUUCCCUGAUAAAAUCGAUAAUUCAAGUGCCACUACGACACUGGGGGACUUGCCGGUCGCUGUUUGGUUUUGGAUCGUCGGUUGCGUCGUCCUGGGCCUCCUAAUGACACUGCUGGUCGUCUGGAUGUGUCUUCGAGUGCGUCGGCGCAGGAAGCCCGACAUCAAGGGCACGUGGCGUCGCGGCUACGUCUCCAUCAAGCGCAUGACCAAGUCGCCUGCGCCGCUUUCGUCGUCGACGACACGUCGGCUGACCACAGACGACGCCGCACGACCCCUCAAGACCAAUGGGCAUUUGUUACCCUCCAGUGUUUACCGGAUGAAAGCCAACACAACUGCCAACAGCGCAAGCCCGACGGAACCAGUUGACAACCUCUGGCGAGCAAGGAUGCUGACUCUUCAGCCACUCAAUCGGCCGGUCAGUGUGAUUGGUCCGACACCGAUUAACGCCGGGUCGACGAACAGCCUGAGUGAGUACGACGAUACGGACGAUAUUGAGGAGAUUCUCGUCACACCUGACGGCGAAUCGGUUAUUACCCUCUCGACCAAUCACGGCAUCUCCGUUAAGCAGUGGAAUACACACGAUGGUAUUUGCCACAAGGAGAUUUUCUCGCGACAGAAGACCCGUUCGACGGCGUCAGAGACGCGUGGGUUUUUGGCGCUUCACAAGGAAGCUGGACUGUUAUUCGCGGACGACCAGAACCUAGCCCAGUUGCAUCCAUUCAGUCCCAAGCUGCCGUCAGCCGCGGUGCAGUUGCCGUCAACGAUCUGGGGAGUUUUCCCGUUCGGUGACCUUUUCCUCAUAGUGGCUGCUCCACUGGCAGACGACAGGGACUCCUUCGCUUCUCUCCACUUCUGGUCGCCGGUUCUCAAGCUAUUCGUGGUCCAGAGUCGACUGAGGAUCAAGACGUCGUGGCGUACCAAGGGCUACCUGCCAUCGAACGCCAAACGCUUGCCACCUCUCCUCAGUCCGAGUCAAGAGAAAGUCCUUUUGCGCUGGUCCUGUCCUGCCGUCAAUACCUACUCCUUCUGCAUUACCGUCGACAUGUCCGCCGUUUCCAAGGAAGUAGCUUCAAAGCCGAAUCCAGUGAUUGCCACCGAUCCGCACAUUUCAGCUACGUUGACAAAGCACCCCAUAGAUCUGCGUAGAACUACUUUUCUCACGGAGGAUUACGGCGUUACAGGCGAUAGUCGUGGAUUCUUGCACAUCUGGGAUGUGCAAUCAGGCACUGUCUAUUGCACAGUGCAGAGCGACCCCGUGCCAAUGGAUGGUCCAAUUUUAAACGACUUCUCGCACCUACCGGUCGAUCCUCGCGCCAUCCCCAUCACCGCGUUGGCGACGAACGAGUCGACCGCGGUCGAAAACGGCCGGUUCACGUGGCUGUGCUCGGGCGACGAGUCGGGCUGCGUGGUGGUGCGUCGGUGCGUGGCCACGGAGAAUGGCGCGUCGAAGAACAUCGCCGCACGAGUCCACGCCAAGUUCCGGCCGUAUUCUCGAGUCACGGGGGCCUACUCGGCGGACACCGUCACUUGUAUUCGUCUGCUUAACCGCCCCAGACGCCAGACGAACAAGCCCGAGGCAUUUCUGGCCACCGGUGAUUCGUCGGGGUGCGUACGUGUCUGGCUGUUGCCGCAGUGCACGCAAUUGGCCCAGCUCUCCGCCUCCUGCGAGUCAAGUCUCCGUGACCUCGUACUCACCCAGCCGGCGAGUAGUGCGACCUUGAGCAGCCAAUGGGUGCAGGUUGUCGGCCUGGUGCGCCGUGAUAGGUCAGCGGGUUCGAGCUACGAACACGGACGCGUCAUCAUCGUCCACCUCAGUGCAAGCGAAGAUAACGGCGUCAGGAAUGCCAUGCACAGUCCUAGGAUUAGAAUUAUCCAAAACCAGAUGACCACCAGACCAAUUUAA